Aspergillus novofumigatus IBT 16806 is the source of this 1191-nucleotide messenger RNA. RefSeq names its product 60S ribosomal protein uL2. Gene Ontology annotation, molecular function: structural constituent of ribosome; RNA binding. NCBI's taxonomy places the organism in Eukaryota, Fungi, Ascomycota, Eurotiomycetes, Eurotiales, Aspergillaceae. The record is from RefSeq and is a predicted model, not a curated record. Bases 61 to 825 code for a protein of 254 amino acids. The transcript is spliced from 4 exons. Gene Ontology annotation, cellular component: cytosolic large ribosomal subunit; ribosome. Gene Ontology annotation, biological process: cytoplasmic translation.
GUCGCCGGCGGGCUUUCUUUUGAAUACUAACGCAAAGGUUUCAACAUAUAGAAAGUCGCCAUGGGUCGUGUGAUCCGCAAUCAGAGGAAGGGUCGUGGAUCCAUUUUCACGGCUCACACCCGUCUCAACAAGGCUCCUGCCCAGUUCCGCACGCUCGACUUCGCUGAGCGCCAUGGAUAUGUCAGGGGUGUUGUGAAGGAGAUCAUCCACGACCCCGGCCGUGGUGCUCCUCUCGCUAAGGUCCAGUUCCGUCACCCUUACAAGUUCAAGCUGGUUACCGAGACCUUCAUCGCCAACGAGGGCAUGUACACUGGUCAAUUCAUCUACGCCGGAAAGAACGCUGCCCUGGCCGUCGGCAACGUCCUCCCCCUUGCCUCCAUCCCUGAGGGUACCGUCGUUACCAACGUCGAGGAGAAGUCUGGUGACCGUGGUGCUCUUGGUCGUACCUCCGGAAACUACGUUACCGUCAUUGGCCACAACCCUGAGGAGGGCAAGACCAGAAUCAAGCUCCCCAGUGGUGCCAAGAAGGUUGUGAAGAACACCGCUCGUGGUAUGGUUGGUAUCGUCGCUGGUGGUGGUCGUACCGACAAGCCUCUGCUCAAGGCUUCUCGUGCCAAGCACAAGUUCGCUGUCAAGCGCAACUCUUGGCCCAAGACUCGUGGUGUUGCCAUGAACCCCGUCGAUCACCCUCACGGUGGUGGUAACCACCAGCACAUUGGUAAGGCCUCGACCAUCUCUCGCUACGCCGCCCACGGUCAAAAAGCCGGUCUUAUUGCUGCCCGGAGAACUGGUCUGCUCCGUGGUACCCAGAAGACCAAGGAAUAAAUGUGAUCUUGUGCGGAGUUUUGUUCUUUUUGACGGGUUGAAAAUGCUCUUCUGCUAUGAGACAUAUGUACUUAGGCGACUGCGGAUUACCUUCCACACGUCCUUAGCGAAUUAAGGUUGUGGCCAAAAAAUUUUCAUGAUGACCAAAAGAUCAGAACAAAAAAAUGGGUUGGAAUCCAGUGUCUCGGGAUGCGUUACAUGACGCAUGUCUCAGCAAGAGCGGGAGAACCCUCAUGGUAAUCAAUGCAAAUUCCCUUUUCUCGUUCAUUCGGUAUUGACCAUGAUGAGCCGUCGUGCGGCAUCAAACCUGUAGAGUCUGUGCACAUUUGACCUUCAGGACAGAGUAUCCAGUUCAGAGUGGACUAU